UGUGUGUGUGUGUCUGUGAGUGUGUGUGUUUGUGUGUGUCUGUGAGUGUGUGUGUGUGUGUGUGUGAUGAGACAGAGACUCAAUUAAGAAUUCAUAAUAUUUAAAUAUUUUACUGUGACAACGCUGAAACCAUCAAUAUGCUAAUGAGUUUAAAUGCCUCAUUAGCAUAUUUAUUAUUUCUAAAGUCCAAAUUGAAACUUUGAAUAUUUCUUUAAUAUUUCAACAUUUCACUGAACUCUAACUAAUGAAUUAUUAAUCAGCUCUCUGUGAUCUCAUUGGAUGAUCAUGGCGGUUAGUUUGUUGUGGUGAGAAAUGCGUGUCGUGAUCUGACCAGUUCUGGUUCUGCUGUUCCAGCUCAGGUGAGCUCAGGUGAGCUCAGGUGAGGAGGCAGCAUGGACAAAGUGAGCAGGAUCCUGGUCCACAUCUGUAAAGAGCGAGCAGCUCCACAGAGAGCUCACUUUGUUCAGAGUGUGACGGGUCACUUCAGUGACGGAGGUGCUGACCUGGUGGAGGUGAGCUGCUCUCUGGAGAAGAACCAGUUCAUCGUUUACAGACCGGACCAAGGACGAGGGAUUCCUCUGAAGAGGCCCGCCUUCUGUCCCAUCAAACACCUGUCAGUCACAGAGGUAGCUGCAAUCCCAUUGGACAUUCAGCAGCGUGGAAUAGAUGUGGGCGUGGCCAUCAUCCUGCAGACAGCCAAUGAGAAAGUGUUGCUGACACGGCGGGCGAAGGAGCUCCGGAUAUUUCCCAACGUCUGGGUUCCUCCAGGAGGACAUCUUGAGCCGGAUGAGACGCUGCUGGAUGCUGGCCUCAGAGAAUUAAAGGAAGAAACUGGACUGAAACUGGAACCAGAGGAAGUUUCUCCAAAAAUACUGGGACUGUGGGAGUCAGUGUACCCCCCCAUGUUGUCCUCUGGUGUCCCUCAGAGACAUCACGUUGUGGUCUACAUGCUGCUGCACUCGUCUCUGUCUCACCUGCAGGUACAGGCGUCUCUGAGCCCGUCUCCAGCCGAGGUCAGUGCCUGUCUGUGGGCCGACAGCAGGCUGGUCAGAGCCAUCGUGUCCGCCGUGGACGGAGAGGACGCCGAGGUCCGAGUGGACGGCGUGCCGAGCAGCGUCAGUGUGUGGCAGGUUUCCUCAGACGGAGCUCUGAGCGACGCCUCGCUGCCUCUGGCCGUGCUCAUCAGCCGGGCACCAAUCAGCGGGCCCGAUGUGGAGCGGGUCAGUACCGGGACCAAGUUCGCCCUGGAGCUGUGGCUGAAGACCCUGGAGACCCCUGACCCCUGACCCCUGACCUCUGAAAGGACAGAAUUUAGUUCUUCACACGUCACCUGUGUGUGAUUUGUGAUUUUUCUGCCAGUUGAAUAAAUCUGAUGUUUCAUGAAAACAAACCU
This is a messenger RNA of Larimichthys crocea (large yellow croaker), 1393 nucleotides long. RefSeq names its product nudix (nucleoside diphosphate linked moiety X)-type motif 17 (gene nudt17). The record is from RefSeq and is a predicted model, not a curated record. Gene Ontology annotation, cellular component: peroxisome; cytosol. The transcript has 8 exons. Lineage: Eukaryota; Metazoa; Chordata; Actinopteri; Sciaenidae. Gene Ontology annotation, biological process: NAD+ catabolic process; NADP+ catabolic process. Gene Ontology annotation, molecular function: NADH pyrophosphatase activity. The coding region runs from base 393 to 1286 and encodes 297 amino acids.